AUGGACACGGUCACAACUGACAAUGGCAACGCGGCGGCGCCGGUGGUGGACGCGCGGUACUGCGCGCCACACGCUACGGCGUUCAAGGUGACCGACACGUUUUCGAACGGCUUCUCCGUCACGGACGCCGACGGCGCGCAGGCGAUGCGGGCGGAGAAGGCCGUCCUCAGCUGGUUCCGCCGCCACCUCCUCGUCGACGUCUCCGCGGCGCCGCGCCGCCCCGUGCUCACCGUGCAGCGCUGGCCGACCGUCUUCGAGAUCUACCGUACGUGGGAGGUGUACACAGGGGACAGCACCAGACGUACGGACCUGCUAUUCAUCGCCGUCGCGCAGCCAUCGAUAUUCGGUGUUGGCGAUGUCCACGUGCACCUCGCCGGCCACGGCGGCAGGGACCCCGCCGACUUCGUCGUCCGCAGCGGCGGCUUCUUUAGCAGCGACUACACCGUCUCCCGGUCCCGAGACGGCACCGUCGUUGCUCAGAUACAGCGUACGGGCGGACUGCUCGAUUUGCUGAUCAAUUCGCUGCAGUAUAGAGUUAGCAUCAACGCAGGUGUCGACCAAGCUUUCGUCCUGGCGCUCACCGUGAUUCUUGCAGAGAUUCGUCACGAUGACCGCGACAACGAUAAUGAUGUUUGUCGAUGA
Molecule: messenger RNA, 642 nt
Organism: Lolium perenne
Lineage: Eukaryota; Viridiplantae; Streptophyta; Magnoliopsida; Poales; Poaceae
Product: protein LURP-one-related 10-like
Source: RefSeq, a predicted model, not a curated record